Etheostoma cragini (Arkansas darter) is the source of this 4197-nucleotide messenger RNA. Its product is annotated as cadherin-6-like. NCBI's taxonomy places the organism in Eukaryota, Metazoa, Chordata, Actinopteri, Perciformes, Percidae. Gene Ontology annotation, biological process: cell morphogenesis; calcium-dependent cell-cell adhesion; homophilic cell-cell adhesion. The record is from RefSeq and is a predicted model, not a curated record. The transcript is spliced from 12 exons. Bases 395 to 2788 code for a protein of 797 amino acids. Gene Ontology annotation, molecular function: calcium ion binding; cadherin binding. Gene Ontology annotation, cellular component: plasma membrane; catenin complex; adherens junction.
UUUUGCUGCUGGGGGACUUGUGAAUGGCAGCCAAUGGGAGGGUUGAGUCCCCUCAGCCUUUCAGCCUCCCUGACAUCCACAGCGAGAAAGUGAUGCAGCGCGACUGAGACGCGCAGUUGAGGUGGAACAACGGGCAACAAAAAGCUGCAGUGAACGGAUACACUUGGCUCCGGCGUGCGCCUCCACCGCUCUGGGAGAGAGAGAGAAAAACAUUUGCAUCCUAGAAUAAACUUCAUUAUCAGGUGCUGUUUGCCGCCCCAUGUGAGUCCUAGGAGCCUUCCCCGCUUCAGUAGAUUACAGCAUGUGGACCAAUCCGAUACUCUGACCAAUAACCACUGGACACAGACCACUGAGGUGGGGGGGAGAGAAGACCUGAGAUUUUGGUGGUGUGGCCAUGGAUAGAAGGAAGGUUUGCGUAUUGAUGGUGCUGUGGGUAGUGGCCCACAUCAGCUCUCCAGGGCAUGGCCUCAGGGCCCUGCGAAGGACUACAGGGGGGCGGAGGGGGUCCACAGGGCUGACGGGACAAGACGCCAAUGGAGUGCCGCUCAAGCGCUCCAAACGAGGUUGGAUGUGGAACCAGUUCUUUUUGUUGGAGGAGUACACCGGGACAGACAUGCAGUAUGUCGGAAAGCUUCACUCAGAUGGAGAUCGAGGAGAUGGAAGCGUGAGGUACGUUCUCACCGGGGAGGGAGCGGGGUCCCUCUUUAAGAUAGACGAGAAGUCGGGGGACAUCCACGCCACCAAGAGGCUGGACAGGGAGGAGAAGGCCUACUACAUCCUCCACGCCAAAGCCAUCAACCGCUUCACCAACGAGGCGCUGGAGGGUCAGUCCGAGUUCAUCAUCAAGAUCCACGACAUCAACGACAACGAGCCCCGAUUCACCAAGGACCCCUACAUGGCCAGAGUCCCUGAAAUGUCUGACAUCGGCACCUCUGUGAUUCAGGUGACAGCCAUAGACGCAGAUGACGCCACAUAUGGGAACAGCGCCAGGGUGGUGUACAGCAUCCUGGAGGGGCAGCCGUACUUCUCUGUGGACCCAGAAACCGGACUGAUCAAGACAGCUCUGCCUGGCAUGGACAGAGAAGUGAAAGAAAACUACCAGGUUGUGAUCCAGGCUAAAGACAUGGCCGGACAGAUGGGCGGGCUCUCGGGCACCACGACGGUCAGCAUCACCCUCUCUGACGUGAACGACAACCCGCCACGCUUCACCAAGACCGUCUACGAGUUCAGAGUGCCCGAGUCCACCGAGCUUGGGUCUGUGGUGGGAGUGAUCCAGGCUAUGGACGCCGACAUCGGCGAGAACGGCGAGAUGGACUACAGGAUCAUUGGGAGCGACGGCCCCGGCAUGUUUGAUAUCUCCACCAAUAAAAGCACGCAGGACGGUGUCAUCGUGCUGAGGAAGCCUCUGGACUUUGAGAGGAAGCGUCAGUACAGUCUCCGUAUUCAGGUGGAAAAUUCCCACAUCAACCCUCGCUUCCUCUCCGUGGGCCCCUUCAGGGACGAGGCCACCGUCAAGAUCAUCGUGGAGGAUGUGGACGAGCCGCCGGUGUUCGAGCGCACCAACUACAUCAUGGAAGUCAAAGAGGACGCAGCCAGGAACACCGUCAUCGGCUCCGUCAGCGCGUCUGAUCCUGACGACAAAAACAGUCUCGUCAGGUACUCUAUUGAUCGGCGUACAGACAUGGACAGGAUGUUCAACGUCCAUGCCGGCAACGGGUCAGUGUUCAUCCUCAGGGAGCUGGACAGAGAAGAGAGCGCCUGGCACAACAUCUCCGUCAUCGCUACAGAGUUCAACAACCCACGCCAGAUCAGCCGUGUGCCUGUUUACAUCCGAGUGCUGGACGUCAACGACAACGCUCCAACAUUUGCCACUAAUUACGAGACGUUUGUGUGUGAGAACGCAAAGGCUAAUCAGAGGAUCCAAACCGUGAGCGCCGCAGACCCUGACGAGCCACUCGGAGGACACCGAUUCUUCUUCAGUCUCGCACAGGAGGCUGCUGGGAAGGCCAACUUCUCUGUCCGCGAUAACAAAGACAACACGGCCUGGAUCCUAACGAGGAGGAACAGCUACAACAGUCUGCAGAAGAGCGUUUACCACGUGCCUGUGGUCAUUUCUGAUGGAGAGUUCCCAAUGCAGAGCAGCACCAACACCCUGACCAUAAGAGUGUGCACCUGCGACCGCGAGGGCAACAUGAAGCUGUGCAACGCCGAGGCAUUCACCGCGAGGGCGGGACUCAGCACGGGAGCCCUGGUGGCCAUUUUGCUUUGUGUCAUCAUUCUGCUCAUGAUCGUGGUGCUGUUUGCUGCCCUGAGGAGACAGAGGAAGAAGGAGCCUCUGAUCAUCUCCAAAGAGGAUGUCAGAGACAACGUCGUCAGCUACAACGAUGAAGGGGGCGGAGAGGAGGACACUCAGGCCUUUGAUAUCGGCACGCUGCGCAACCCAGAGGCCAUCGAGGAUAGCAAGCAGCGGAGGGAUAUCGUCCCCGAGACCUUCUACCCUCCGGUUCGACGGCCCGUGCUGCCCCCGAUCCGGGACACUAACGGGGAUGUGAGGGACUUCAUCAACCAGAGGCUCCAGGACAACGACAGCGACCCAACGGCGCCGCCUUACGACUCCCUGGCCACCUACGCCUAUGAGGGUAACGGCUCCGUAGCAGAGUCCCUUAGCUCACUCGACUCGGUGACCACAGAGGGCGACCAGGACUACAACUACCUGAGCGAGUGGGGACCCCGGUUUAAGAAACUGGCAGACAUGUACGGGGGCGACGACAGCGACAGGGAUUCCUAACGAGAGCCUGGCACGAGGAGAGAAAAAGUUAAAUGAAACACAUGUAAAACUUUCGUGCAAUUUUGGUGCACGUGUAGCGAAAAAAAUGGUGAAAAGACCAAGAAAAAAGCACUAUUUGACCAAGUGCUCUGUCACUGCUACCGCGCACCAAUCAAUAGUCCCUCCGGUGACCAGACGUAGGCUUUGUGUGUCAAGUCAGUGUUAGUUGCGUUUUUGCCCGGGUGCAGUGAACGACUUUGUGUCAAGACUUUUGUGUGUGUAUAUAUGAGGCCCAAAUAUACAAUUUUUUUUUUUCUUCCAAAGCUGCAUUUGAUGGACAUGUUCAACAAGCAGUUUUGUAAACCAACAGAUAUGCCUAUGUAUUUUUCAGUGUUUCUCGGACAAAAACAUGCUGCAUAUUGUGAGUUCUAUCUUUGCUUGUGUAUGUACGAUAAUAUGAUACAAUACGCUCUACUGUUUUGUUUUCUAGGGAUUUUUAUUCCAAAUGACCCCCUCUUUCAGCGAUGGCUGCCUCACAUCAUCCUUAGUUUUUCUUGAGCCAGAACAUUUUUGGCAUCUUCAUCUCUGAUGGGAAAAUGAGAAAUUUCGAUACCGGUUUGAUUGGAGAGGUAUGCAUAAUGGAAUUUGUGUUAGUUGUGGCACGUUGCUGUCAACAAGUGGCUAAAGUUCUUUAAAGCUUGCAAAAGCUUGGGUAAAUGAACGCGGAAUCUACAGCCACAACUAACAUUUGGAAAAAUACUAGUUAGUUAUUUUUGAAGAAUCUGAUUUUCAUCUCCACACAGCUUUGACCAUUAGCAUUGAGGUGAGCCAAAUACCAAAUAUUUCCUUGUUGAGCUGAAUGUCUUGAGAACCAUUUUUCUCUGUGAAGCAAACACUGGCUGAAAAAUGAAGUACACUAAAUAGUGUUGUUUUCUAAGAUACAUUGAUCAUUAGAUUUGAUUGAUAAUCUAAUGUGCAACAUCCUCAGAGGAAAAUACUGAUCUUGUUGGACCUUUUUUGCUCACAUCGACCACGGAAAUGUGUUAAUGUUUCACUCACGUACAGCAUGAUGUAAGUAACAUUCACUUGAGCUUGAAACUACGAUAUUAGAUUAAACACCUCGUGGACAGUUAUCAUUAAAAUUAAUCAUGCAAAUUUAUUUUAAACAGGAAAAGUAACAUUUGAAUCAAUGUACCAAGCUGGGACAAUGAUAUGUAGAUUGGAAAUAGAACAAUUAUACAUGCACAUUUAAACUUGGACUCAGUCCAUCUGUAAAGCUGUUAUGCUUUAAAUGAGCAUCAAGUCUAUAACAUGAGACAAAAGAGUUGCCUUAAAUAAAACAAAUCUUCUCGAUGAGAUUUUCUUAAAUUUGGGGGUCAGAUUCUUUUCAAAAGAAGAGAAAAAAACAUUUAAAUGUGACCUACAGCAUU